Fusarium verticillioides 7600 is the source of this 7390-nucleotide messenger RNA. RefSeq lists its product as hypothetical. Gene Ontology annotation, biological process: regulation of DNA-templated transcription. The transcript is spliced from 4 exons. The record is from RefSeq and is a predicted model, not a curated record. Bases 3512 to 7036 code for a protein of 1174 amino acids. NCBI's taxonomy places the organism in Eukaryota, Fungi, Ascomycota, Sordariomycetes, Hypocreales, Nectriaceae. Gene Ontology annotation, molecular function: zinc ion binding; DNA-binding transcription factor activity, RNA polymerase II-specific.
AGGGUCUUCCGUAUAAGUUGUCCAUUGCUACGGAGCCCUCACCGUAUUCUUGAUAAAGAGCUGAUCCUCAGGCUGUUAUGUUAGCCUUGCGACUUUGUCCCGUUCUUGUCCUGUCUUGUCAUGAAACACUCCUUGCAAGUUGCCGCUGUAUUCCCGAACCCUGUACGAUCAACGCGCGCGCCUACAGUAGGUGCAGGUACCGCCACGAUUUACGAAUACACCAACCGCGAAUGAAUUGAAGCUGUCCAAAGCCGCGGGGACCGAUUCCCUCCCACGCGCGUUGUUUAGCCACUAAAUAUUCGCUCUCGGGUGCGGCUGAGUCGUGGGCUUGUCUCAGCUUUUGGUGUCUUGGACGAGACACUUGACCGUUAUGUUACGUUGUAUCGCUUAGUUACCGGUUUGCGCCGCUUUCGGUGCCCGACAAAUGCAGCCGCCGACGAAAUCUGUGCCAAUUGAUGGAUGCUGUUGCCAGCCUGUUGGUUCUUGCUAACGACCCGUUGGGUGCUUCUCAAUCGUUGCUAUCUUUAGUGACUGCCUUCUGCGCAUGAUGAGAGAGGUGUCUUCUUGAGUGCAUCUCGGCGCAAAAUGCCGCUCUUCCAAACGCUUUGAUUUGCGCCUGGCUUUCUGUUGUCUCGACCUGAGUGAAGCGGGCGCAGGAAGGACAACCAUGCGACUCACGGACAUGCAGCCAGCCGAUCUACAUGCUCCUUAAUCCGCAAAGCAGCUUCCUUCGAACUCAAUUUCGUGACAUCCAGCACCAACUCGGUCUCGUUCCCGAAGCGAUAGAUUGUCUCGUUCUCCAGAAUCGGCCUCAAAAUCGUCUCGUCCGUAAGCUUCGCACCGAUGUUUGCAACCCGCGUUGGGUUGAUCGCUCGCCUUAUGUUCUCCCCAAUCUCGCAUUCCAGCACGAUCGAUAUGAACGAAACGGCUCUCUUUAUCGCAGCAGCUUCGUAAUCUAUGGCGCUCCAUUCUCCCCGGUGCGGUUACCUCUCGCGCAUCCGUAAAGAUCCACGUUUUAUCCUUUGUACAUUCCGACGUCGCAAUUUCGUUCAGGACGUAUCGCCGUAGACCCGUUCGCAUCUCAUGGUAGCCUGGAGAUGAGCGCUCGACGAGGGCGUCGAUGGGAUCGAUGAGGAGGUGAUUGUGGUAGACCUUUGAGUCUGGGAGUAAUUGCUGGAGCUCCUUCGCGAUCGUGAGCUUCCCGAUACCGGGGUAGCCGUUGAUGUAGAUGAAGCAAGGCAUAUUUCGUCAGUGCGGGUGUGGUGCCUGACAGCAGGUCUGCGAAUGCGAUGUUCGUACUGGCUUUUCGCUCGAAUGGUUUGUUAAUCGUUGAGGAAUUGCGGACGUGGGUAUUUGUAGUCCGGCGAAAGGUGAGUCACUGUUAUGCUUUUAACAACCACCAAACCCUCCCAAUGUGGCCACUGAACAUCGCGCAACAGAAGCUUGAGUCGACGAAGCGAACUUUGUUCAUGCAACCAGUCUUCGUAAAUCCUGCUCAAGAGGAUCAAGAACUCCAGAAAUCACAUCCCCUUGAGAACAACACGAACCUCCAGCUGUCCCAAUUUGCAUGUCCGAUCGUAAGCAUCGCUCUACCGCAUUGUAAUAUCCAGAGCCACCGGUCAUCAUGACUCUUCCCAAAAGUUUAUUGGCGGCUUCGUAGUCAAGGAUAUAACUCGGUAAAUCAUGCUCCAGUGUCUGAUUCUGAGCUGAAUCUUGAGUUGCUAUUGACUGGCCAAGAAUGAGCUCGAUGAGGAGGAUGAUCCCGAGAUAAAGCAUGAACGGGUUGGUAGGUGAUGCUGUUGCGUUGACCCUGGGAUAUUCAGGGAAGUGUCUGAGGACAAAAACAUGCUGAAAUUGAUGAACACCACCCUUUUGGGCAAUGAAGAUAUCCUCACUUCUUGGAAUGUCUGCAACCCAAGGCGUGCCUUGCAUCUGCAAGACACCACAGGCAAUCAUCCAAGCCAGACGCAGCUUGUCACCGUAGAGCAACGCUGGAUCUUGAAGCACUUCUUUUAGUGGUACCAGAGACCAUUCAUCACAACUGCCCAGACAUUCUAGUGUGUAGACGUCAUACUUCUGAGUUUGGGUCAUGUAGCAAUGUUGAAUGUGCUCACAUCUCUCGCCCUGUUUUCUCUUCCCCAUCGUUUGCAUUGCUUCACACAGAUUGCUGAUGUGUUUGGAACAAAUAGGCUCAGACAUUGUUCUAAGAGUGUUGAAUGUGAGAUUUGAUAAGGCUGAUUCGAUGAUAACUGUUUGCAAUUGCUGGCUGUUUGUCGAAGAGGUCGUUGAGGGAACAGAAAACCCAACUGUCUUCCUCGAAGUAGAUGUACUUUGUGAUGUGAAAGAAACCGUUGUCUUCUUCGAAUCCUCUCCGCUCUUCAAAAGAAUUUCAUUCCAUUGUUUUAAAAUAUUGACUUGUGAUCCCGUUAGGUACGAAACUGCAAGGCGGAACUGCAACUCCUUGAUAAUAUCAUCAUCAUCAUCCUCAGGAACAACGGUCCGUGAUGGCGGUGUCAGCCUCAAGCCAACAUCGUGCAAGCCAGAGCAUUUGCAAGUCAUCGUUGACCGUAGUGCGUGAUAUAUACCACUCAACAUUCCGUUGACGAGCUUGUUAAGUCUCCCCUGCGAUCGAGACUUUCUUUGUGAUUCCAGAUCCGUGUUGAGGACUGCUAGGCGCUGAAGAGCUGAGACACCAUCUCGUAUCCUCGUCAAGACCUCCUCAUGAUUUGACUUUUGAAGGAUGAAUGUUGCUCGCUUAAACUGCUUUUUGAUCGAUGAGCUUUCAGCCCAUUCAACCUGUUCCAAUUAACCGAGGCACGCACAAUGUUGACCAUAGAUUCAUACCUUGCCGUCUGUCCCAACAUUGAGCUUCUCCAUCAUCUCCUCGAUAGCUUCCCUCAUGUCCUGCACGCGAUCGUCGAAUACCUGCAACGAUGACCAGAGCCGCAGGCGCAGCUUAUUGAGGAUUUCUUCUUCUCUCCAAAGGUCUCCAAAAGGAUCUCGUAUCAUUUCCUCGAUGCGCGUUUGUGGUGCAAUUCCUGUUAGGAGUUUCUCGCAUAUGUUCUGAAGAUUGACAUGUUCAGUCUUGAGGGUCAAGAUGAGGCUCUUGAGGAUUCGUUUGUAGGAUCGGAAAUUCUGCAGGGUGCCAAGACCGUUCAUGUAGCAUUGUAGUGCAGAUACCACGAUAGGUAUGCUACCGAGCACGAUACCCGCAACCUCGAAGCCUGACAUCAGAACGAUAUCUCUUGAGGCGGUGAUGGAGGGACGAGAGUGCAAGGAAAAGAUUUUGAGGCUCUGAGGCUGGUCUUUUCCAGCUGCGCUGAUCAAGGGUUGAAAAGAAGAGGGGUUGCGGCUGACGUGCAGCUGGAACUUGGCUUGACCAACAGCACCUGCAGAUAGCACCUUCUCAUGGGUCACCAGAGGGCGAUUGCCACUCCAACAUUCUUUCCACAUUUUCUGGGUCGAUGAAUCACGAGAGGAGCAGCGCACUGUCUUCAUUCCUUGCACAACCAUGAACACUAUUGCUGAUCACGUUUCGGCUUGUCUCCAAGAGUUCAAUAGUCUCUGCAGCUCUCCUACCAUAUGGGAGAAUGGCAUCCCGGAUAGUGAUGCUCAGAGCGAUGUAUCACUCUUGAAGCUGCAGAACGAGCUGGGCAGAUUCAAAGUUUGGAGUGGAAACAUCGGCGCUCAUCAAAAAGGGAGAAGCUCGCUCGAUCACAGGCUUCGAGAUGCGUCAAAUAUCCGGGAUCAGGUGGUUGAGCUCUUGGAGGACUUGAAGGAGUCUCUAAAGGAUGCCAAUGACAUUCUCACAGGGCAAUUAACACCAUGGGAUCAAGACCUAUCGCCAGCGGAGUUUCCGAAUGACGACUCCGACGAUGAACCAUUAAGCGUUGACGCAUCUGGGCCAUCCGAACUCUCCCAAAUAUUUGCUGCCAUCGUUGAAGACAUCAACUGCCUGUUCAGGCUCUCAGUGUCCAUUCAUAACCCUUCUCCUCACGAUCGCUUCAAGAAAGCCUGCUUGACCGAUACAUCUGGCUACGAGCCAUUUGACGUCCAGCAUGUGUGCAAUAAGCUCUCUAAGGCCCCGAAGCCGAUCGCCGAAAGACUUGGGAAGGCAAUUUCUCGACGAAGGCAGUACUUCAAAUACAGAGAACUGCACCAUGACAAGCUGGCGAGUGGGCUCGAUCUCGACGAUCAGGACCAAAUGCAGAGUACAGUAGCCUCUUCGUUGCCAAACAAGCUCAAUGUGAGUCAACCAAUCUCCUUGGAGGAGGAUGGGGAUGAUGUAUCGGAUGCCGGAAGGUCACAGACGUCUUGGGCAACAUCAGCUGCGAAUCCAGAGAGGCGGAAGAUACCUGCUCUUCCAGCGGAAGCCGAGAAUGGGCCCUUCGAGUGCCCAUUUUGUUUCAUGAUGGUGUCUGUUUCAUCGAGAAAUCAUUGGAAGAAACACGGAUUCUCAGACCUAUUUCCUUACAUUUGCGUCGAACUGGGUUGUCCCGCCCCAGAUCAAGACUUCCAGAGACGUCACCAGUGGGCAGGUCAUGUCAUGAAAUACCAUUGGAAGACAUGGACCUGCAAGCUUGGAUGCCAGGAGAUAUUUGUCUCUUUGCAAGACAUGAAACACCAUUUAGCGCAGAAGCAUUCAGAAACCACGGAAUUGACUCAUCUCGCCAGCCUUACCACUAUGUGCGAGAGGCCUAAGUUAGAGAACGAGUCAGCAGACUGUCCCCUGUGCGGAGAAAGACAAUCCUCAUUUAAACAAUACCAACGGCAUGUUGGUCGCCACCAAGAAGAUCUUGCUCUAUUCGCAUUGCCCCAUCUCCCAGGUGGAUUUGAUGAAAAGGACGACGAGCUUGAUUCCGAGUCUGAGGGAAAAGACGGACUGGAGUCUGAGUCCCGAGACGAGUUGCAGAAAGCCAGCUCUUACGUUACCCGUCUUUCUGACGAGAGCGGAGGCGAGGCUAUAGACGUAUCUGAGCGAAGCAUUCGAUACGCUCGAGGGGAAGUCUUCGCUCCUGUUGCUGUCAUAAAGGAACUUUCCGAUGGCUCAGGCCUUACUUCCAAAGCUCGCGGCAAGAAUCCUUCACCCGAGGAGAUAGUUCCUAAGAAGUGCCGCGAGCCCGGCUGCGACAAGGAGUUCAUGCGCUCUUGCGAUCUUACCAAGCACGAAAAGACCCACUCCCGCCCAUGGAAGUGUCCAGUUCCAACCUGUCCAUACUAUCAGCAUGGAUACGUUACAGAGAAAGACAGGGACCGCCACUACCGUGCGAGACAUUCUACCCCCCCUGAAUGGUAUGAGUGUAUGUUUAAACCUUGUCCCUUCAAGUCAAAACGAGAAAUGAACUGCAAGCAACACAUGGAGAAGGUUCACGGUUGGACCUAUGUCCGCUCGCAAAAACAUGAUGUCAAGCUGCCUUCAAUAUCAAAUCCAGAUACGGAUAUGGCGAUUGAGCAGCCUAGAAAACCUUUGGACAUAGACUCCGCAGAUGAUUCUUUUGAGCAAGGGAGUGAAGACCCUAUAAUAACGCACCGCCGCAUCGAAAUGAUUGCUCCUAUCGAGAACAAACAAAGUUUCGACCCUGCCAAUGUGGACGUUCUGCACCUUAGACACAAGGAAUCCUUAUACACAUUUAAGUUUUCACGGCAUGACAUUAGAGAUGGCAAGCUGCGAGUGUCCAAGAUCAGAGAGCUCGCAGCGGGAAUGGCGUAUGUUCCUGAGAGCUUCAGACAUCUGGUCGAACUUUCUUGCAAAGACGUUAAACUGUUGAUCGAUGGUACGCCUAUCAGAAACUACGGUGUAUCAAGGGGCGAUACAAUAAAAGUCGAAGCGCCGCAGUUCAGGAACUCUAGCCCAUUAAGCAGUCCAGCUCGUGAUGAUCCUGUGCUGGAUAACGGGCGUGGCACUGAGGAGAACAUGGAAUUCGAAGGAAAAGUAGAACGUGACGAACGACGAGCAGAGUUCUCCUCGGAGUUACGACAAAGAGCUACGGUGGAAUCUUUCUAUCAAAAGGUUUCUGCAAGCUAUAACUCGCAGGGUGAACCAAGAGAAGAGACAGAUAGCAAAAGGAAUGGUGUUCGCAAAAGGACAAAGACUGGAUGUUUAACAUGCCGCAAGCGUCGAAUAAAAUGCGACGAAGGAAAGCCGAUAUGCAAUAACUGUAUCAAAUCUAAACGUCGUUGUGAGGGCUACAGCCAAGUUGUUAUCUUUGGGGGCUCUAUGGAUGCGAUACAUGGAGCGCCAAUCCCGGAAAUUGAGUCAGAUCUCGAGAAACUGGAUGCCCCUUAUGCUUCUGGACCUAUCCAACCAUCUACAGAGGCCGACCACAAGGUUGUAAAAAGCUCUACACCUGGAGUUAGAUGCCCCACCUGUGCCUUGGAAGGUAAAGAGAUAUGGGUUAUUCCCGGGCGCUGUUGUGGAUAUUGUGGAACACCAUGUGCGGAGGAGGAUACUCUGAGUCUAGACGUUGAUGAUUCGUUCCUAAAAACUAACCUUUACGAGGACUGGCCUUUGUUCCCAACAACAGGCGCCAGUGACGAGGAACUGCCCAAUUCAACUCUCGAAGGUCCCAAGAAGAAACAAGUAUCGUGCCCGAGCUUCUCGGUCAAUGGUUACUGCAUGGACGAAGUCGAAUGCCCAUUCAUCCAUGAUCCGGCCAUGAUAUCCACUUCCGAUCCGUCCAGCAAGCUCGCUGCCACCGUGGGACCUUUUACGGAUCCCGACCUCACGAUGAGCAGCAACGAAUCCAAGGUUUGGAAGGCUUUGUGUGCGUUGGAGAACGAAUUGGAAGUGGGAUGGAUUCCGAUAUGCAACAAAGCCAUUAUCUCAGACAAUGGUUCUGCACAAAAGGGAGAGGAAAGGCUCGGACUUAUCAAUGGAAUUCAUUCGAAUGUCAUAAAGAAACUGAGGCGAAUUGAACAACUUAGCAGGCCUGAUAUCAUGGCAAAGAGACGCCAUAUCGAGGCAAUGGUCGACGACCUUCUAACAAGGCUUGGAGUGGUGUCAAUGACAGGAACAGAUAGCUAUCAGAUAACAUAGUUAUGGGGAGGCUUUGCUUUGAUUCUUGAUCUCUCUUCAUAGCCUAUGUCGAAGUCUCAGAGUCGUGCGUUGAGCCAAUGAGAAAUGCUGCCUGCUCAAGAGAUCACAGAAGCCCUAAGGCUCGCAGAUACCGCCCCAGAGCGUGUGAGACGUUACGAAUACGAGUGAGGGUGUUUAAAACUCCAGUAAAUGGUAAUGAUAUCCUUUUUAGGUGCCGAGGUUAACUUACUUCUAGUGUUCAGGGAAGGGUAACAGCUUGGUUGGCUUGGUGCCAUCAAGACCAAGUGCUAAUGCUAGAUAUUAGAGACUGAACGGAUUAUAGAUUAGGAUGACAAUGAUAUGAACUAUCGUAGA